This is a messenger RNA of Hypanus sabinus (Atlantic stingray), 15063 nucleotides long. It is a transcript of the gene magi2a, whose product is annotated as membrane associated guanylate kinase, WW and PDZ domain containing 2a. Gene Ontology annotation, cellular component: dendrite; cytoplasm. Lineage: Eukaryota; Metazoa; Chordata; Chondrichthyes; Myliobatiformes; Dasyatidae. Gene Ontology annotation, biological process: receptor clustering; signal transduction. The transcript has 24 exons. Bases 643 to 5271 code for a protein of 1542 amino acids. The record is from RefSeq and is a predicted model, not a curated record. Gene Ontology annotation, molecular function: signaling receptor complex adaptor activity; beta-1 adrenergic receptor binding; type II activin receptor binding.
GGUCCCGGGGCUGGUUGCCGGCGAUUGGACCGAGGCUGCAGCGCGAGCGCGAAUGAAGUUGGAGCAACUUGGAAGCGGAUUCAGUUGUCCUGUGUGGACGGGAGUGGGAGCGAGCCCCCCGGGGACAUCCGCGCAGCGCCCUCCUCACCGCCACCUCUCUCCCUCCCACCCUCGCUCGGCCGUCUCCCAAAGUCUGCUCGCUUCUUUAACACCCGCGCACCUUCCUUAAAUCUUGUAAGGUGUGUGUGUGUGUUUUUUGCGCGAUGGAGGAGGAACUCCACCGUCAUUACCGCCCGGUGUCAGCUGUUUACUCCGUGAAGAGGCAAAAAUGCGUAUUCGCCGAGGGCAGCGGCGCAGGGACAGGAAUUACCGCUAUGAGUAUUUGCGAGGAGUGUGCAUUUUAAAUCUGGAAAUCUGCCACAGGCCUCUCACUCCCUCACCCUUCACUUCUCGAUUCUUCCAUCAUCACCAUCAUUAAAACGGGCUACAUGGAUAUGUCAAGGAAAGUUGAAUUUUCCGCUGUCACCUCCAAGGUUCCGGGCUAUUCUGACAACUCUGUCGGGCUUCGGCUGUAGUUUUUGCUCACUGCUGUCUUCCGCCUACCCUUUCAAACCCAAGACUCUGCAGGCUUCUGCAGCAACGAUGUCCAAGGUAUUAAAAAAGAAAAGUCAUUGGACCAAUAAAGUCCACGAAACUGUGAUAUGUAGAAAUAAGGAUGGGGAACUUAAUGUGGAGAUUAAAGGUGGCGCUGAGAAUGGUCUGUUCUCUUAUCUGGGAGAAAUGAAGCAAAACAAAAUAAUCUAUCAGGUCGGAAAACUGCAUUCUGAUGACUUGUUGUUGGAAGUCAAUGACACAGCAGUGUCUGGACUCACUAUCAGAGAUGUAUUGGCUGUGAUCAAGCAUUGUAAGGACCCAAUUCGUUUGAAGUGUGUGAAACAAGGGGGCACUGUUGACAAGGACCUUCGACACUAUCUCAAUUUACGGUUCCAAAAGGGUUCGGUUGACCACGAGCUUCAGCAGAUUAUCCGCGAUAACCUGUAUUUGCGGACCGUGCCAUGCACUACAAGACCACCUAAAGAGGGAGAGGUCCCUGGUGUUGACUACAAUUUUGUGACUGUGGAAGAAUUUAUGGAACUUGAGAAAAGUGGUUCUCUAUUAGAAAGUGGAACAUAUGAAGACAACUACUAUGGUACACCAAAACCCCCAGCAGAACCGAUUCCACUUCUGCUCAAUGUAACAGAUCAGAUUCUGCCUGGUGACAGACCCAGUUCAGAGGGCAAAAGGAAAAGAAACAAGUCUGUAAGUAACAUGGAAAAAGCUGAAAUUGCCCCUCCUGAAGCAGAGGAGGAAGAAGAAGAAGAAAGGCCUGUUGUCAAUGGAAAUGGAGAAACAAUAACACCAGAAUCUAGUGAACAUGAAGACAAAAGCACUGAUGCCCCAGGUGAAAUUUUUUCACAUCCUUGUGCUGCACCAGUCUAUGGCCUUACAAAAGGAACAAAAGAUGAUUCAGUUUCAGAGAAGCAAACCAAACCAGAGGAUGGGGACCAUCUGGGUCCACUGCCUGAGAAUUGGGAGAUGGCAUAUACUGAAAAAGGCGAAGUCUACUUCAUUGACCAUAACACCAAAACAACAUCCUGGCUGGAUCCUCGUCUAGCUAAAAAGGCAAAGCCUCCAGAAGAAUGUAAAGAUAAUGGAGACAAGCUGCAAUCUGGAAACACUGGACAGAAGCUAGAACUACCAUAUGGUUGGGAGAAAAUAGAUGAUCCAAUAUAUGGCACCUAUUAUGUUGAUCACAUAAAUCGAAAAACCCAGUUUGAAAAUCCUGUGCUCGAAGCAAAGAAGAGGUUGCAGCAGCAACAUCCAAUGCAGCAGGAUCUAGUGCCCUACCUUAUGCCAGCAGCAGGUUUCCGAGAAGGCUCAUCAUCAACAUUACCUAGACCCAAACAUACCUGCCCAGGCUCUCUGCCUCAGCGGUCGCGCAGUACGAAUGACCUGUCUCAGUAUCGGAGUGACAGUGCUGGAAUGUACAGGCUGUAUGAAAAGCCACUCUUCACUCGGGAUGUUUCACAACUCAAGGGAACAUUUCUUACAACUUCACUGAAAAAGAGCAACAUGGGAUUUGGAUUCACCAUUAUUGGUGGUGAUGAGCCUGAUGAGUUUCUGCAAGUGAAAAGUGUGAUACCGGAAGGACCAGCUGCAAUGGAUGGCAAAAUGGAAAUGGGUGAUGUGAUUGUCUAUAUAAAUGACAUUUGUGUACUUGGGCAUACUCAUGCUGAAGUAGUCAAAAUUUUCCAAUCCGUCCCAAUUGGUCAAUGUGUCAAUCUUGUACUAUGCCGUGGUUAUCUUUUACCCUUUGACCCUGAUGACCCAAGCAACAGUAUGGUGCCUCCUAUAACAAUAGUAGAUCGGCAACCAGCCCAAAUAAAUGGGCGUAAUAAUUCAGACACGUAUGUGGAGUUUACUUCCCGGACUUCUCGGUCUGCACCAGAUAUCUCUGACCGACAUUUGCAUUCUCUUAAUCCAAUGCCCACUGAUGGCCAGGUGGAUGGAACCUUAUCAACAGUUCAAGAGGACAGCAUUUCAAUGGCCUCAUCAGGUGCUGCUCAGUCUGAGUUCAUGACAAUUGCUAUUGUGAAAGGAGCACAAGGCUUUGGAUUCACCAUUGCAGACAGUCCUUCAGGACAACGAGUAAAACAGAUCUUAGAUGUUCAAGGAUGUGGUGGCCUUAAUGAAGGUGAUCUGAUAGUGGAGAUUAAUCAGCAGAAUGUACAAAAUCUUGGGCAUGCACAAGUUGUGGAAAUUCUUAAGGAAUGUUCAGUUGGAGUGGAAACCACAUUGGUCAUCCAGAGAAGUGGCUUGUUUUCACCUUGGAAGAGUUCAAAACAUGCAUUAGAUAGAUGGGAGAAUCAAGGCAGUCCUCGAGCAAACUUCCCAGCACAACCCCUACCACAGAGUCUGCCCUUCCAACAACAUGUCCACAGGGCUUCUUUCCCCGAUGCUUCUGAAGGAUUUGAUCAAAGGAAACCUGACCCAUAUGAAGUAUAUGAGAAAUCGAGAGCUCUCUAUGAGAGUAGGCAGCAAAUACCACCAAGGACUGCAUAUCGGGCUGAUUCUUCCGGUCCAGAUUACCGUGAAUUAGAUGUCUAUUUACGCAGACAAGAAUCUGGAUUUGGUUUCAGAAUCCUCGGGGGAGAUGAACCUGGUCAACCAAUUCUUAUCGGAGCUAUAAUUACAAUGGGGGCUGCUGACAGAGAUGGUCGUCUUCGCCCAGGAGAUGAGUUAGUUUAUGUGGAUGGAAUAUUAGUUACUGGAAAAUCUCACCGUUAUGUGAUAGAUCUGAUGCAUAAUGCAGCCCGAAGUGGCCAUGUCAGUCUGACUGUGCGAAGAAAGGUUCUCUCUAUAGGUGGGCCAUGUUCAGAAAAUGGUCGAAGUACAGGAUCAGUAUCCACGCAUCAUAGUUCCCCAAGAAGUGAUUUUGCCAGUCUCUCAAACAGCAUACAAGCUCCUCCCACUGGUUCUUCACCUGCAGAGAGUUUGGUCAGUCAUGCUGUUCAAGCAAAUGAUGUAAUUAUACACCGUAAAGAAAGUGAGGGCUUUGGCUUUGUGAUCAUUAGUUCGUUAAAUAGGCCAGAAACAGGUGCAACACCAGUGGCAGUACCUCACAAAAUUGGACGUAUCAUUGAAGGUAGUCCUGCAGAUCGCUGUGGAAAACUCAAAGUGGGUGAUCGCAUCCUGGCAGUGAAUGGACAAUCCAUCAUUAGUAUGCCUCAUGCAGAAAUUGUGAAAUUAAUCAAAGAUGCAGGCCUUAGUGUCACACUACGCAUUGUCCCUCAAGAAGACACAAGUAGUCCUGCUUCUGCGCCAGGUUCAGAAAAACAAAGUCCCAUGGCACAGCAAAGUCCAACAGCACAGCAGAGCCCUUUAGCCCAACAAAGCCCUGGAGCACAACCACCUCCUCCUCCUCUUCAGUCACAGGGACAUAACGGCAGUUACAGGUCAGAAGUGAAAGCAAGACAAGAUGUCAAACCAGACAUUAGGCAACCACCAUUUUCAGAUUACAGGCAACCUCCAGCAGCAGAUUAUCGACAACCGCCAUCUCUCGAUUACAGGCAGCCACCUUUAUUAGACUACAGGCAGCAGCCUCCUGACAACCGACAGUAUGCAGUGUCUGAAUACAGACAACCACAGGAUUUUGAUUACUUUACGGUUGAUCUGGAGAAAGGUGCCAAGGGAUUUGGAUUUAGUAUUCGUGGCGGCCGAGAGUAUAAAAUGGAUCUCUAUGUAUUACGGUUGGCAGAGGAUGGACCGGCUAUCAGAAAUGGAAGAAUGAAGGUUGGUGAUCAAAUCAUUGAAAUCAAUGGAGAAAACACAAGGGAAAUGACCCAUUCUAGAGCAAUAGAGCUAAUAAAAUCAGGAGGAAGAAGAGUGCGGCUCUUGCUUAAAAGGGGAACAGGUCAAGUGCCAGAAUAUGCAGACAACUCCAGCUCCUGGAAUGCCUCCACUGCAGGCUCCCCUAGCCUGUCGGAAAUAACCAUGAUCCCCGACGAUCAGAUAGCACCAUCAUUAUCAUUGCAUUCUGCUCCAACCUGUGAUUCCAUUCACCAGCUACCCCCAGAGAUGUUAUGGGAUACUAAGAAAGAACAUGACAUUGUGAGGAGGGAGCACUUUGUAGAUCACAAUGAGAGAAGACAUAGAUUGGAGAGCCCUAGCAGAGUAGACAAGUUGAAGCAGCAUCAAACUUCUAAAAAGAACAUUACAAGGUUCUCUACAGAAAACAGCAAAAGGAAAGAUGGUGGCAGGACCACCUCUGAAAACAGAGCAACUGGAAGGAAAUGUUUUACAGAGAAAAAACUGGGGGAGGACAAGUUUGACAAGAGAAGCAAUGAGAAACCUAAACGUGGUAGAUCCAUGUCGCCAGCUUCCAGGAGGGGAAGAUCUCCUGGCUUAAAGGAGGAUCACAAAGUUGCAGAUAUCAGUGAGAGAAAAUUGCUGGAAACACAUAAAAACAAAAUAAAAGCAGAUUUUAGCUUACAGACUAAUACUGGAGAAAUUGGUAAUUUCCACGAAAAUGCCUUAGAACAGGUCAACAAAGACCUUGAUGGAAGACCCCAAAAGACCUCCAGUGAGAAGCAUCCACAUUCAAGUCUUGCUAUUCAAGGUAAUAACACUGUAUCUCAGAAAUCAACUGUCUCACCUGGGCCAUGGAAAAUCCCUGGUUCCGAUCGAUAUCCUAGUACGCUUAAACCUAGUGCUGCCACCACAGGCAGAUAAACUGUUUAUAUGUUAUCUCCCCACUGUAGUAUAGAUGCAGGAUGUUGUCUCACUGUUUCCUCUAAUCAGAUUAUUUAUCUUGUAUUUUUAACUUAAUUUGAAUCAGUCACCCAGCCUUAUAAACUGGAAGCAUUUGCAUUAACAAUAUAAUAGGAAUAAUAUUCUUUGGUCAAUACAAUAUUUGGGCAUGGAAGAUCUUUUUAAAUAAAAGUACAACCAGCAGUAUUUUGAGACUUCAGUAAAUUGAAGUUGUAUUGCUGCAACUCUUGCUAUAGGACCAUUGAAAAACUUGUGAACUGUGUGGAUCAGUGCAGUGUGAUUAUGUUGGUAGCUUAACCUCAAUGAGCAAGAACAAUAUUGGUGCUUUAGUUUCUAAAACAAAAUAUAUGAAGGAUUUGCUUCAUCUGUAUGCUGUAGUCACAUGUAUGGUAUCAGUAAUCUUUGUAUAGUGGGGACAUUGGUUGUUAAGAGUCUGGCCUUAAGUAAAACUGCACUGACAAAAGAGGCACUGAAGUAAAGUAGAAGUCUGAAUUUUUGUAAAUAUUCAAUUUUCAAACAAAUGCCUAGCCCAGGGGUUAAAGUUAUUCUAAAUAAUGCCAGGGCCUUGUUACUGAGAGUAACACAAGCUAACAUAUUCAAAUUAAAUGGCAUCAUAUCUCAAAAGUACUCUGCCCUUUUAUUCUUAUCAGUGAACCAAGCACAAAAUAGUGUGAGAGUAAGAAGUGGAAGUGAUUUUCUUUUUACUUAGGGGAACUUGAACAAGGUUCUGUCUACUUUAUCCUCUGGCCUAGCCAUAACCUGGUUUCUGCCAUUAAAAAUCUACAGUAUUAUCAGGUUUUGGACAAUGCUUCCGUAUUGUAGUGCACGUACCUGUAUUACUCUCUGAUUUUAGAUUCAUGAAAAACUGGGAUUACGAUUGCAUAAGCAAACUAUAUUUUGCACAACUCACAGCUGUUACUUGUGCAAUAAUUGCUGUAUGCUGUCUGUAAUCAAAAUGAUCUGUGAACAUGGCACGUCACUUACCCUUUGGAUCAGUAUUGCUGUCUAGUGUUAGCUGUGAAUUUACCUUGUACAGUAUCUAUAAAUAUGAUUCCAUGUAUUAUUAGUCACAAAGACUGUAAGUGAGCAACUAUUUUUAUGAAAUGCACCACAAUGGAUAAAUUAACUUUUACAGAAAUCUUGUUUAUGAUAUUCUAUCUGAAACACUGUCAAAUAAAAUGCAUACUGUAUAAUGAGUGUUUUCUUGGGGACUUCCAACAUCUUUUAUAUCUGAAAAUAAGAUUUACUGAACCUUAAGACUUGUACUCACAUUCAUGAUGUUAUGUAUAUUUAUUUAUUGUGUUAUUCAAGCUAUUGUUGUGUUUCAAUUUUCUAUUAUUGUUAUGUUCUACCAACACCCUUUGUUCAAGACUUUGUUAGGGCCUUUCAGAUAUUAGAACAUUGGCAGUUGACAGUCUUUCUCUUGUCUUUGAGGAAUGACUAUUUAUGAAUCAAUUACAAUGGCAUGAAAAGAUUUAUCAAGACAGAUCAUAGCAUACAAAGCAUUUUUCAAAACAUUGUGUUGGGAAACACUGCAUCGGAUGAUCAAGGUGCAGAAAUUGCAGGGGGCCUAGCAAAGAUACUUAAAUCAUCCUUAGCAACAAAUGAGACAUCAGAAGAUUGGAGGAUAGCUAAUGUUGUUCCUAUUUAAGAAAGGCUGUAAAGGUAAUCCACAAAAUUAUAGGCAGGUGAGCCUGACAUCAGUAAUGGGGAAGUUAUUGGAAGGUACUUACUGAAAAGGACUGGAUAUAUGAGUACUUGGAUAGACGUGAACUGAGUAGGGGUAGUCAGCAUGGCUUUGUGUGUGACAGGUCAUGUCUAACCAAUCUUAACAUGUUUUGAGGAAGUUACCAGGAAAAUUGAUGAAGGUUAAGCAGUGGAUAUUGUCCACAUGGACUUUAGCAAGGCAUUUCACAAGGUGCCACAUAGGAUGUUAGUGAAGAAGGUUCAGUUGCUUGGCAUUCAAGAUGAAGUAGUAAAUUAGAUUGGAGAUUGGCUUUGCGGGAGAAUCCAGAAAGUGCUAGUAGAUGAUUGCCUCUCUGACUGGAAGUCUGUGACUAGUGGAGAAUUACAGGGACUAUUGCAGGGUCUGUUGUUAUUUGUUAUCUAUAUCAACAAUCUGCAUGAUAACUGCAUUAGCAAAUUUGCAGAUGACACCAAGAUUGAGGAUGUAGUGGACACCAAGGAAGAAUAUCAAAGCUUCCAGCGGAAUCUGGACCAGCUGGAAAAAAUGUGCUGAAAAAUAGAAUUUAAGGCAGUCAAGUGUGAGGUGUUGCACUUUGUAAGGACCAAUCAGCGUAGGUCAGGGCACUGAGGAGUGCACUAGAUCAAAAGAGCCUGGGAAUACAGAUCCAUAAUUCAUUGAAAGUGGUGUCACAGAUAGAUAGGGUCAUAAAGAAAGCUUUUGACACAUAGACCAAAGUAUUAAGUACAGGAAUUGGGAUGUUAUGUUGAAGUUGUAUAAGACAUUGGCCUAAUUUGGAAUACUGUGUGCAGUUUUGGUCACCUACCUACAGGAAAAAUGUAAGAUUUAAUGUGCACAGAGAAAAUUUACAAGGAUGUUGCCAGGACUGGAAGACUUGAGUUAUAAGGUAAGAUUGAAUAGAUUACAACUUUAUUUCUUGGAACGUAGAAGAUUGAGGAAAGAUUUGAUAAUGGUAUACAAAAUUAUGAGGGGUAUAGAUAGGGUAAAUGCAAGCAGAUUUUUCCACUGAGGUUGUGUGACUAUAACUAGAGAUCAUGGGUUAAGGGUGAAAAGUGAAAUACUUAAGGGGAAAAUGAGGGAAAACAUCACCUAGCAGGUGGAACAAGCUGCCAUCGCAAAUGGUAGAUGUAAUUUGGAUUUCACGUUUUAAGAGAAGUUUGGAUGGGUACAUGGAUGGGAGGGGUAUGGAGGACUAUGGUUAUGGUGCAGGUCGAUGGUUUGGUACAGACUAAAUGGGCUAAAGAGCCUGUUUCUGUGCUGUAGUUUUCUAUGUUAACGACCAAGAUAAUUAUGGAAAAGGAUAGGUUUGGUCCUUGCAAUUUAGAUUCUAAAUUAUAAAAAGGCCAAUUUUGAUGGCAUCAGAAAGGAUCUAUAAAGUGUGAACUGAAAUAGGUUGAUUUCAAGCAAAGGUGCUUGGUAAGUGGGAGGACUUCAAAAGUGAAAUUUUGAGAGAACAGAAUUUGUAUGUUCCUGUCAGAAUAAAAGGAAAGAAUAACAAGUUAGUUCUUGAGGGAUAUUGAGAUAUUAAGAAGUUACAUACUAUUGCAAGAAAAAGUUUGUGAACCUUUUGCAGUUACCUGGCUUUCUGCAUUAAUUGCUCAUAAAAUGGGGUUGGAUCACAAUAGUAGACAAAAACAAUCUGCCUAAACUAACAAUUGGACUUUUCAAGUCUUUAUUGAACACCUUGUUUAAUCAUUCGCAGUCCAGGCUAGAAAAAGUAUUUAAUAACUGGUAGAACCACCUUUAGCAGCAUUAACCUGAUCAAACUUGCACUGUGGUGAGGAGGAAUUUUAGACCAUUCCUCCAUAUGAAACUGUUAUAGUUUAUCAAUAUUUCCGGGAUACCUUGCACAAAGAGCCCUCUUCAGGUCAUUUCAGAGCAUCUCAAUUGGGUUAAGGUCUGUACUCGGGCAUUCCAAACACAAAUUUUCUUGCAUCAUUCAAUUUCUAUUAAGCUUUAGGUGACAGACCACCAUCCUGACAUUCUCCUGUAAAAUGUCUUGAUACAACUUUGAAUUGUUACUUUAAUAAUUGCAAGCUGUCCAGGCCAUGAGGCAGCAAAGCAGCCUCAAAUCAUGAUUCUCCUCCCUCCGUGCUUCACAGUUGGGAUGGGGUUUUGGUGUUGGCGUGUUGUGCCCCUUUCCCUCCAAACAUAGCGGUGUGCAUUUUUGCCAGAAAGUUCAACUCUUGUCUCAUCUGUACACAGAACUUUGCUUUUUGUGCUCUUGGUGUGAUCUUUGCAGGACACCCACUCCUGGUGAGAGUAGCAACAGUACUGAAUUUCCUCCAUUUGUAAGUAUAUUUUCUUACUGUGAUUGAUGAAUACUCAGGACUUUAGAAAUGGUUUUGUAGCCUUUUCCAGCUUCAUGCAUCUCUACAGUUCUUCUAAGGUCCUCUGAAAGUUGUUUAGAUUGAGGUGUGCUGCACAUAAUCAGGUCUUUCUUGAGAAGAGCAGGCUCUGUCAGUAACAUCACUUUUGUGUGUCUUUUUGAAAGGUCAAGGCACCUCUUAAGACCCACACCUCUAAUCUCACCUAGCUGAUUUGAACACCUGACUCCAAAUAGCUUUUGUAAACAUUAUCCCAAAGGUUCACGUAAUUUUUGGAACCCAGACUGAUUGCUGAAAUGGUGCACUCAGUAUUGAUGAGAAGAAGUACAAUUGUUUGUGUGUUACUAGUUUAGGCAGCUUGUGUUUGUCUAUUAUUGUGACUUAGAUGAAGAUCAAACCAAAUUUUAUGAGUAAUUAAUACAGAAAACCAAGUAGUUGCAAAGGGCUCACGAACUUUUUCUUGCAAUGGUAACAGGAUGGAACAAAUGAGGUACUUGGAGCAUAUGAAAUGUAAGAGAACAAUUCUAUUGAAGGAAAUUAGGAGAGCUAAAAGAAGACAUGAGGCUGCUCCAGCAGGGGAAGUGAAGGAGAAUCUCAAGAACUUCUGCAGAUGUGUUAAGAGCAAAAGAAUAGCAAGGGACAAAAUUGCUCCUCUUAAGGAUCAGAGUGGUUAUCUAUGCUUAAAAGCAAAAGAGAUGAGGGAGAUCUUAAACAGACUUUUUGCAUCUAUAUUUACUCAGGAGAUGGACACGGAGUCUACAGAAGUGAAACAAAGCAGCAAUGAGGUUAUGGGCUGUAUACUGAUUACAGAGGAGGGGGUGUUUGCUGCCUUGACGCAAAUUAGGGUGAAUAAAUCCCCAGGGCCUGACCUCAGACCUUGUGGGAGGCUAGUGUAGAAAGUGCAGGGACUCUUAACAGAGAUAGUUAAAAUAUCCUUAGAAACAAGUGAGAUGCCAUGGCUAAUGUUGUUCUGUUAUUUAUGAAAGGCUCUGGGUAAGUUAUUGGAAGGUAUUCUUAGGGAUUGGAUAUAUAGGUGUUUGAAUAGAUAGGGAAUGAUUAUGUGUAGUUAACUUGGCUUUGUACAUGGUAGGUCAUGUUUAACUAGUCUUAUAGAAUUUUUCAAGGAAGUUAACAGGAAAGUUGAUGAAGGCAAGGUAGUGGAUGUUGUUUACAUGGACUUUAGCGAGGCCUUUGACAAGAUCCCACAUGGGAAGUUGGUCAGGUAGGUUCAGUUGCUUGGCAUUUAGGAUGAGGUAGUUAAUUGGAUUAGACAUUGGCUUUGUAGGACAGGCCAGAGAGUAAUAGUAGAUGGUGGCACGGGGUCCAUUGUUUGUCAUCUGUAUCAACAAUCUGGAUCAUAAUGUGGUUAACAGGAUCAUCAAAUUUGUAGAUGACACCAAGAUUGGUGAUGUAGUGGACAGUGAGGAAGGCUAUCAAAGAUUGCAGUGGGAUCUGGACCAACUGGAAAAAUGGCAGAUGGAAUUUAAUAGAGACAAGUGUAAAACGUAACUAUGCAUCAGUAACUACUUUACUAAGUUUUAUAACAUUGUACAAAUGAAAAAAAGUUUGACACUUUUCAUGAUCCAUGCCCUAAUUAUCUAUUACUUAUUGCCUAUCCCUCAUUGCCCAAGAGGAUAGUGUGCUUUUUCUUGAAUCACAGCCCCAUUCUUCUGGCAGAAGGGCAAAUAGGGUGUAGACUCAAAACUGGUCCUAAAAUGGAUCAUUUUACUAAUACUAACAUCUUCAAUAGGGAAAAAGGACUGACAAUAUAUUUCCACAUCUGGAUGGAGGAAAACCUGCAGGUGGUAGUGUUCCCAUAUACCUGCUGUUCAGCAUCCUUUACAGUACAAUCACAAUUUGGGAGAUGCUGUUGGAGCAAUGAAGCAAAUAAUUGUGUAUUUUCAGAUGCUGUACUUUGUAGCCAGUAUGUGCCAGUGUACUAGGCAAUCAAUGCUUAGGUUGGAGGAUAGGAUAGCAUUCAAGCAACCUGCAGUAUCUUGAAUAGUGUUGAGUGUUUUUGGUGCUGCACUCAUGCUAGCACGUGGAAACUCAGCAAUUAAGCUCCUUCAGCCUACUGCACCAUUCAUCUUACUAAACCCUACACAAUUUUGGUACAACAUCUACACUCGUAGUCUGUUCUUUAUCCAAUAAAGGCAAACAUUCCAGUUGUUUUGUGGCCAACUUUCAAAAGCAAUAAGCAAUUAUGGGAAUUUAACACAAAGACAGCCAGGUCAUUCUGAACAUCAACAAUUUGCAACAGCCCCUCCCUUCCCCCCACACACACAUUUCAUCUGCUCAUCAUCCACUACUUCUACUGUGUCCCCUCCUCCUCCUGGUCUCAUCUGCCCACCCACCUCCCUUAUUUGGUUCCCUGCUCCACCUUCCAAUCCAAUUGGAUUCCAUCACUUUGUAACCUCUAAACUUCUGUCGCUAUUUCUACUCUCCUGUCCUCCAUCUGCUUAUCACUCCUCAUCAGGAUCCACCUAUCACUCGCUAGUCCAUGCUCCAGCCUUUUAUACAGGCUUUCCCACCUCUGUCAGUUCAGAUGAAGAGUUUCAACCCAAAACAUCAACUGUCCAUUCCCUGCCAUUCUGAAUUCCUCCAGAUUCCAGCAUCAGCAGUCUCUUCUGUCUUUAUAAUUCCUAAUAUCUCUACUCAGCUCUUUUACUUCUAUCAAAGCAAAUAACCUCAGAUUUUUCCAUAUUAUGCUCCAUGUGCCAUGUUAUUUACCUAGUCACUAAGCUCAUCCAUAUCCCCUGUAAGCCUCUUGUCACCAUUCAUCUCUCAUAUGGCUUUAUGUCACUAACAAACUCGUAAAUAUUUAAGUUGGUACCUGUGAACUGCAAGAAGCAGCUCAGAGCCACUUUUGAGAGCAAUGAGGGAAGGGCAGUCUACUGGCAUUAGCUAUAGCAUCCAUACCUUGAUUUGAUAAUUUUUUAACAGCUGUACUAAAAUAUAUCCUUUCACAAAAGCCACAAGUGCUGUUGACUCCAGAAGCAGAGAUUUCUGAGAAUACACAGCCAGAAGCAGAAUCUUGCUCUUCAGUGGAUUCAGUUAAGUGAUUAUUUGGGUUUGCACAAUGAUUCACAGUUCAGGGAUGGGACACUAGCAUAUAUGACAAUUGUAGGUGCUAGCAUUUAGUUAUAUCACUUGUGGGUGUGAACUGUGAUUAGCAGAUGACAACGCAUACCAAAAAAAAUUAAGAAUUUUAAACUGGACUUGUGGUGCCCUCUCUCCUUACCCAUUUCUGUCCCUCAAUUAAUAUCUAAGAUCUUCUGCUGGUUAAAGCUUCUGUUGGGGCACCUUUUGCUGAGCCUGUUGCAGGCUUCAGUGACUGGAAAUCUUCAACCUAGAGCAGUCCAAAAGUAGCUGCCAUCUAUAGCAAAGACACUCUGAUUUACCAUCUGGCACACCAAUAGCUUCAUACUGCUCAUGGAACCAAGAUCUUCACAAAUGGUCUUUUGGCCUCAUUUAAACCAGGUUUAUCUUGGCACAGCAACUAUGUUUGCAUCAUCUUUAACAUAGUUAAGUAUCUAAUAUCUAACAGAAAAGUAAUUAGAAUACAGUAUUAACCUGUGGGCUAGAAAAGAUGGCCAAAAGUUAGUCAAAGAGAUUGGUUUUGAAAAGCAUCUUAAUGAAGUGAGGCAAUCCCAGAGCACAAGUACUGGGAUUCAAAAAGCUAUAAGCAGAGCUGCCAAAGAUGAAACAACUAAAGAUAAGUACGUACAACACCCCAGAAAGAGAUCAAACAACUUAGACUGUGCAGCAUGAAAGAUGAAUGUUACUGAUAGGAAAUCUGACACAUCUGCAAGAAUUUAAGGGCAGAUGUCUUCUGAAAGUGCUCAUACAUAACCCAUAAUGGAGCAAAUUCUUGAAUGCAGUCAAACAAUGUUUUGGGCUUCAAUUUCAAGAAUCAUAGUUCAUGAAUGAAUAAGGAAAUGAGAACUGGAUACCAACACGUCAACCACACCUCUCAAACCCAUAAGCAAGAAGGACAAGGUCCCCAGGAACAGGAAAUGCUACCGCUCUCCAAGUUGCCCACCAUCUUGAUCCUGAAACAUACUCCAUCGUCACUGGGUCAAAAUUCUGGACUUCUCUAUCUAACAGUAUUGUAGGAGUAUCUUCACCACAAGGGUACUUUUUACUUUGUUGUUGUACUAUUGUGUUCCAGGAUUUUGAUCUAGCAACAAUUAAGCACUCAUUUUUAAGUGAGAAUGAUGUCAAUCUUAGAAAUGACCUUGUAAGUGGUGGUAUUCCUGAUUUUCCCCACCCGAAACACUCUGCUAUAUGAAUUACCUCCAUGGAAUCAGCUUCUAUAAGUCUGUUAAUAACACUCAAUGGCAUCCUUGCAUUUCCUUGUCUACAUUUGGCAACCUAACUGAGCUUCAGAUACACAGGCUUUUGUCACAAUAUUGAUUUACCUUCCAUUCUGCAUAUUUCAUUGACUUCAGAUUAUCCAAAUCUGUUACACAUUGCCUAGAUCCCUGCCUCCAAUAAAUGCACAAAGUCCCACUUAUCUCUAAUAUCUAAUGCCGACAGCAAUUCCCAGUUCUCAGAAUUAAAAUUUUACUCAUCCUUAAAAUAUCUUCAUGGUUUUGUCCUUGCCUCAUAUUUACAAAAUUUCCUCGCCUCCACUCCAAGUUCUUAAAACCUUCCCAAUUCUUUCACCCCACUAACAGCAGCUAAGUUCAACGAAUGAGGAACUCCCUUGAUUGGUGUCUGUUCAAAAAAUAUCUCUAUUGUAGGAUCUCAGUGAGAAUGAAUGAUAAAUGCCUGUUAGAUUCAAGAUAGAAGUCUAAUACCCAUUCUAUGCUACAAUGUUUUAAAACUUCUGUUACUGUAUACAAGGGAAAGAGUUAAUCUGAACUUUUAAAGUCACAAGACUAUCAUAAAAGAAUAUAUUUUUCUGGAUUUCUUCUCUUUACACGUGUAAAUAUCUAAAGAUUAUAGAUGGGGACUUAGUUAUUAAAAGCAUAAAUCAGUUCCAUUACUAAAUGGUAUACAAGUGACAGAAAGAUACACAGAUGUCUCCAAAGGCACACUUGACGUUAACAGCUUAGUAUGACAGCACAGAGGAGAACAGUGGAGAAGGGAUUUAAAUAGUGCUCUGGAACCUGCUAUUUAUUCCACAAAUAGCACAAAAAUAUUUUUCAGUUCAGUACAUUCAAUUCUUCAUUUUCGUAAAGAUUAUACAAAAAAUUAGUUUUGGAAAAAUGCAAGUUCAGUUCCAAUACAUGCAUUAAAUAUAAAAUAUUAAAUACACAACUUGAAUUGAUAACUAGUUCUUAUUUAGACCUUCCCAUAAAAGUAUCUGCAUUAUAGAAAUAAACAAUAUACAAGCAAAUAGGAAGUGAUAAAUUUCAGAUACAAUUAUGGAGAACUUUUCUCAAUUGUCAGUCACAAAAUAUUUAUUCCUUCAAAGGUAAAUGCCAGUUAUACCUCCUAUUUACCAGACAAAAUUUUUGUUUUGUAGUUGAUAUUUCUUUGCAUUCACGCUGCCAUUACCUGCCAUUUCUGCUAAACUGAAUAUACUGCACUGAACCAGAUUUCAAUGCUUCCAAAGGCAUAUAAUCAAAGUACCACCACUUUUAGCUUAACAGAUUAUAUGUCCUUAAAUCUGCAACAAUACAUUCUUUCACUUAUCAAAAUGCACUUCAAUCAUUAUCAAACAUACGUUUCCAUCUAAAUCAGAACAAAUACCACUAAUUAAGUAGAUAUCAC